GAACACACAGCAGGAUUUCUCGGCGACAGCGACAGUAACUCUUCUGCUAAGUAAUGCCUAAAUUAUAGUAAGUAGCUUGAAACAGAAACUGUACCUAGAUGAACUAGUGGCAUUAUCAUUGUUCUUUUGGUACUCCACUAGGUAGUUUUCCACUUCAUCUCGUUCUGCUGACGGCUCUUUGCAAUCACUUUAACUUCUAUUUUUGUUUUUCUGUUCGCAACUAAAAAAUGGUGGUCGGAUCAGAUGUGAAUAAGCGCACCGAAGAUGCUGUAGCUAUGAUGCUGCUAACCCCUGACCACGGGUUAUGUUCCGUGGCCGACAAGAAGUACAGCGCUGAGAAAAACCCAGUUUUUAGCGACCAAAACGGAGGUGGAGCCCGAAUAGCCAGUGAAUCCCACGUGCAACAAAAUGAUGUAGCGGCUGCAGCAAGUGCCUGCGCGGAGAUUUCCCUGCAGACGCCACUGCGAGGGGCAAUGACUGCUUUACCUGUGCGGUAUGACCUAGAUCAAACUUCACGCGUAGAAACAAUCUAUGAGGCACUAACACGCCUAGGAAUAAUUAAGGACCCCCAACAUCAACAAGAUGACGUCGGGAAGACUGAGAAUAACUUCCAACAUGAAGAUCAUGCAGAUCUAGAACAACGACAACAACCUCAAGAAUUACCCGCAUCUUCUUCAUCUCAAAGAGGUGACAGCCCUGGCAGCAGGUUUAGAAGGAAGGACCAAGAACAGAUGACACCGAGUGCUACCUCGUCUGGGUCGAUAUCUAGUCGUGGUGGGUCAACAUCAUCGGCCUCUCGGGUCCACUCGCCGAAUAAUCCAACUACUUGUUGUCACGAGAAGACGGCUGAAGAGGGGCUCCGCAUUCUCAUUCUGGGGGCUGACGGGACGGGUGAGGGCAGUACCAUUCCGGAAGUGAAGCGAGUCUUUCGGGCGUUGGGGCAAAAACUGUUCGACAACGGGCACGCACGGGGGAGCACGGCCAAGGUGGAGCUCAUGUUUGUGGGUCCUAAUGUGCCUCGCAAUCUUUCACGUGUGAAGCGACAUGCCUUCAAGUUUAUGAACACGACCCAGCAAGUAGCCGAUGGGAGUCGCAAAGCGCCUUGGUGGUCAGGCACCUUUAAGAUUGACAACAAAUUUACGAUACUAGAGGACACUACUACACCUUCAACUCGUACUAAGGGACAGACUCAGGGAGGCAACCUCAACAACAAUACGAAACAGGUGAGCUAUUUGCUAACAGGGAAUGGUCUUUAUCUUCAGACAAGCAGUCCAUCAAGUAUUGAAGCGGCUGCGCAAAGUAAACUGAAAGUAGAACAGGAAAAUACAACCCCAACAAAUGUUGUGAGAGAAAUUACACCUCCUGACCAUCACGAGUUGGAGAUCCUAGAUGACGAACGACUUGCAUUUUCCUCUGCGCCAACGUCAUCAUUAGAAGGCUCUUCUCCUUCAACUUCUUUGGGAGGGAAUGAUACUAAAACAGCUACAAAUUAUAUAACUCCUACUUCUAGCACUAGUAUAAGUGCGACCACGGAAAGAGGGAAAGAAAGACUUAGCACAAGUGCUACCUCGAGCACGUCCGCCGAGCAGAAAGUACAGGACGAGCAAGAGAGAUAUACGCGUACUUCAAACUCUACGACAACGAGCAGUACAACUAUGUCACCUUCAGUUUCUAAAAAUAUAACUUCUGCUGCCUCGCUCUUGCCCCCUGCAACUUCGUCACCGCCAGGGUCGGAGAACGCGUGCACCAGUAUGAAUCGAACGCGAUCUGCCUCAGGUACAGAAACUACAGAGCCCCCAGUUCCCGUUGUAGUGGAGCAGGAGGCUAGCCGAGAACAAGUGGAGAUGGCAUUUGUGUGGAAGCGCGGUCUUUUGCACGACUUGUUGUAUUCUGUCAUGUGCACCACGCAAAAAGGCGAUGAAGAGGCGUUGGUCCUUCGCGUGGGAGAGGACGAACACGAGUACGUGCCGUUGACCGCUUUUGACUGUGCCUUUGCCUUCAAUGCCGGCAUAUGGGGCUACGACUCUUGGCUAGACACCUUCGAGGUGUUGCCAAAGCACCUGCCGAUCGUGAUCACAGGGUACUCAAUCGACGAGGUGGAGCACGACAAGGAAACUAUCGAAGAACGCUUCGGGUCUGUUGCACAGCAAGAAGUAGAAGAACAAAACAAUUCAGAUGAAGCAACAUCUUCUACAUCAUCUUCUAGGGUCAUGAACAAUCGGACGCGCUCGACCUCUUGUAUGAAACUGACGUCAUCAAUUUUCUCGUCCUCUUCAAAGCUUGGCUUUUGUUGGGGAGUGGAGGCGAAUCCUAAUGCUGGUGGUAAUGAACGCGUUGCGGACUACGGCAACGGCCCUGUCGGAAUGCUUCGUGAUAAUGCUGCCUGGUUUUGUUUCGUCAUGGAAGCAGAAGAGGCGUAAAUCGUAAUGAGACGUAAAAACUAGUACUUACUUACAUUAAAUGAAUCGGAGUACUAAAAGAAAUGUGUCGGGGUAGUAGGACGUUGAUCAUGACGAGGUUUCUGGUAGAAGCAGUUGCGAUUUGUGAUCACAAAACGAAACUAAAGGACGGCAACUCACCUCGACGAAAUUGACGGUGGCGCAAGUAAUGUGACAUUUGGCAAGGUCCAUCGGCACCUGCAGACUCAUUCCGAGUCAAGAUGUUUUGGCCCACACCCAUCAGCUGAAAUGACAAGUAAGCGCAUGGUGUACCCGCGCACUCAGCACCAUUUUCAUUUCUGUCAGACCCACUUUUUUACAAUCCACCAUGAUGAACGACUAGAGUCGAGGACACUGGCGAUUGUUCAACGCUAGGGAUUUCCACAUCCGCUGAUGACCUCUAGCGCCACUAUCUGCUGGUCGUAAGAAAUUGAAGUGACCCAAUUGUGAUUCCAUUGUUCCUAUUUUGCACGUGCUGGUUCUCCAUG
Messenger RNA from Amoebophrya sp. A25, 2926 nucleotides. Lineage: Eukaryota; Dinophyceae; Syndiniales; Amoebophryaceae. The record is from the annotation of a GenBank genome assembly.